UAGCGGUCAAACGUUCGAACUAUUAUAUGUACAUUUCUUUCUUCGCUAUUUCCUUCGUAACAGAAACUUAUGCAAAUCUAAGAAACGAUGAGAGAUGAAAUAUCCGUUCGUACUGUGAAGCUUAGAAUUUUUUGAUCAUCGGAACCACGGUUUAUAUGGCCGUGGUUAGAAUACGUGUGCAAUCGUGAAUCGUCCAAAAUCGUACAAUUGAAUCGUGUUUUUAUUAGUGUCUUUAUAAAAAAAUAUACAGUGAACAAUUACAGGUGCAAGGAAGCGUAGUUCAUUUUUGUGGAUUAUUAAUCCUUGCAGUUUAGGUAGACACGUUGCUUCGGUUCCUUAGUUUUAGUGAUUAAUAUUAAGUUUCUUCUUGUUUCUUACAAUCGAUUGCUAUAACUCAAAAAACAGCAGUAACAAUGCAUAGACACGGUACUUAUGAUAGAUGUAAAUUUGUUCAUUGUAACAACGGAAGGCACAAUGGACACCGUUUGUUUCGAUUUCCAUCUAAACCAGAAAGACAGAAAAAAUGGAUAGAAAAUGCAGGAAAUAGUUGGCUUCGAUUCUUGUCGACCUCCACGAUCAGGACUGCAGGACUUUGCGAUCUUCAUUUCCGAGAGGAAGAUUUUUGCGACGGAACGAAAAAGCGUUUGCUUCGGAAUCGUGAUCCAAUCCAUUGGAAGGAAAUAUCGACGUCCCAUGGGCAGACACAGGCGAUUGUUGAACCGCAAGAAUCAGGGGAUUCCACAGAAGUAGCAGUAGAAGAACAGAACAGAAGAACAGAAGAAGUGCAGAAGCUUCAAGAACAAGUACCAAGUCCAAGAGAAAUCUGUGAUAAAAAUCUUCAAGAAAAUGUUAACUGUGAUAAAAAUCUUCAAGAAAGUAUUAACUGUGAUAAGAAUCUUCAAGAAAAUGUUUACUGUAGUAACCUCGACGAUUUUAGUAUUAGAAAACAGUCAAACCUUAAUUUAUGUCCUUCGGGGAAAGAAUUGUUCCUUAACACUGCUUCGGAUGAUACCGAUUUGUCAUUUUUAAAUUACGAAUUAGAUGCACAAGCACCUACACCUUGCGAAAAUUUGACAGUUGUUUCGUUUGCAUCAAAAAAAGAUUUUCGAUGCUCCAAAGAAUGUAAAAUAUUGGUUGAUUCCUUAACAAAAAAAAUAAAUCUUUUACAGAUAAAGGUAAAGCGAUUGGAAAAGAGAGCAAAAUGUGUACAAAGUAAAUAUUCAUAUGUACGCAAGCAAUUAGAAAAGCAACUAAGCCAAAAAAUUCGCAAUAUUGAUGAUUUUUUAGUAACGAAUAAACUAGCUAAGAAUGUAGGUCCGACGGCGAAGACUAUAAUUAAACUACAGUUGCGUACAAAAAAGACUCAAUAUACAGACGACGAGAAAGAGUUAGCGAAACAAAUUUAUUUUCAGUCUCCAACUAACUAUACUAAAUUGCGAAAUGUGGGUUUGAUUUUACCUUCAGAAUCCAUAGUUCGAACAUGGUUCUCCAAGUAUGAUGGUUCCGAGAAUGAAUGAAAUGAUCUUUUGAAAAAUUUCUGUUUAUGUAAUUGAGAAGUUUGAUAAAAAAAAAGGGCAUGUAUGCCAAAAUCCCAUUUUAAGAAAAUUGAUUUUAAAGUUUUCAUUAUGGUAUUACUUACUGAAAAGUAAUUGAAUCCAAAUUUUUAAAGGUGUAUUAAUAUAUUCUUAAAACGUUCUGAAAGCAAAAAUAAUAAUUAAAAGAUGA
Molecule: messenger RNA, 1725 nt
Organism: Bombus impatiens (common eastern bumble bee)
Lineage: Eukaryota; Metazoa; Arthropoda; Insecta; Hymenoptera; Apidae
Exons: 2
Coding region: 414-1517 (367 amino acids)
Source: RefSeq, a predicted model, not a curated record